GUCAGCGUAAGUUUCACUUCCGGUGUCAUAAUUCAGCGCGCUGAAUUUAACGGUUGGUUUUCUGACACCGGUGCUGUUUCGUGAAAAGAAGGAUGGAGACUGAUCGAAUGGAGACGGCCAGCAAGCCAAAUAUCAACGUGGAGGUCCACGUCAAAUCCGUCAGCACAGCAAAACUGUCUGAGGUGCGUACACAAGUUGAGGCUCUACUGAAUCGUCACAGUGUAUUUUUUGGGAACUACAAAUGGACAGAGUUUGAUGAAGAGUUCCUGCAGAGGAAUGUAGAAUCAGUAGCUAUUGUUGAUCUUGAAGUAAUGUCACAGCUACUUGAUUUAAAGAGCUGCUCUGUCUCUAUUCAUAUCUUCACCCUGAAUGAGGAAGUGCCCAACAUGCUCAAUUUACAGGAGGAUGAGGACCUCUCAGCAGCAAAUCACUGGAUGUUGCCAGCAGAGUCACCCCGAAGUCCGACGCGUGCGAGACAGCAGCAGAGAGGACGCCCCCGGAGCCAUCCAGCCAGCCGGGAAGCAAUCCCAGCCCCCCCGGACCGAAGCAUGAAGUGGCACCCGGAGACGACCCCCGAGCAGCCGAACUGCACGACUGGUUUCACGGCACCAAAAUGUUAGGUAGUUUUAUUUUCCCAUCCAGGGUUACCUUAGGGAAAGUUCAACACGCCGGCGUUAUAUUAAUAAGCCGAUCGAUUCACCCAUACCAAUCUUUACUAACGAUAAACAAUUUAGACUUUGCAAAGUGGAGAGAGAUAAAAUGAUACACACGAGUCGGUAGUCAAUUCGCUCUCAUCAGACAGAACCCUCAGAAAGCAUUUAUUAAGGACACACAAAAAUGGUAAACGCACACACAUUUACACACACACAUGGAGAGGUUCUCACAGCCUCUCAGUGAGGAAGGAACACCAGGUACAGGUUUUACAACAACAGAGCCGUCUGACCCAUAACCCAGAGUACUGCUGAUAAGUUCUGGUACUGAGUGCAAGGUCAGUCCUCCCUGUUGGAGGAAUAGAAGCGGAUAAACAAUGAACCUUCGUUUAACCUCCAGAUGUCAAACCAUUAAAGACAUUAUUAACAGUAAAAUAUCAGUUUUUUUCCAACAGGCAGCAAGGAGGAGGAGGCAGGGCAGGGUGUUUACAGCUAGGGAUGAGCGUACGGAUAAAGAUUUUUGACAAAUACGAGCAUGAAACGAGUGUAAAACUCGUAAAUAUCUGUAAUCGUGAUGAAGGAAAAUCCUCACUGGGUAACUGACUGUCUUCACGCUCUGUGAUUGGUCAGUCACAUAGAGCGCCCGCCCCUCCCUACACACAAAACUCAGCAGCUGGGAGCUCAGUCAGCUCGGCCCAGGCAUCCACGCACGCAUGCAGACAGUAAGCCGGGCGUACACUGUGCGACUUUUUCACUUUUUUGAGCAGAUUUUCCAGUCGUGCGAGAAUCCACGAGAUCGGGGCAAGUUUUGCGCUGAGAGUCGUGUAGUGUACAGGGGGUUACGAGAGGCGAUUAACACCACGUGACCAGCUACCGAUCAGCAAUCGUGAGCUCGCACGGACUUCUGGCGUGUUUAAUAUUUUGCUCGUCCCUCGUGAGGGUAUCGCACUGUUGAAGCGGCGCUGUGAGCGGCUGCGACCCAAUAAGUAUCAGAACCGCUCACGCCGCAUGCGCAAUCCUGCAUCAACACCGCUCGCCCUCUAUUUCCCUAAUAACACACGUUGUUCGUUUUUAUUUCUACACUUUUUUUUUUUACUCACAAAGAUUGUCAAGAAAGCGUGUUUGUCGUGUUCAUGUCAAAUUAAACUGAUCACAAAACACAGAUUUACUUUCUUUAUUUCGUUUUCCUCAUCCAACCCCCAUAAAUCCCUGUGUGUCCUCCUGCAGCACUCCCGAAGGACAACAGGCAAGACAAGACAAAAAAGUCUGAUGUGUUGAGUAAAAACUGCUAUUUUUAGCAUAUUUUUUAGGGCCGACGUGUUGCUACCAGAUGUACAGUGUGAGCAGUCAGGUCGCAUCCGAGAACUGGGACGUACAGUGUGAGCACAUGACUCGUGAGAUCUGCCCUGCGAGGAAGUCGUACAGUUUGAGCUGAAGCUGAGAGCUAUGACUGAAAAAGUCGCUCUGUCAUGUUCUGAGGUAAUGAUUUAACCCAAGACAUGCAGAAUCAAUACACUGGAGCAGGAUGUGAAAAAAUAAAGAUUUAUUGGGUAACUAGAACUCAGGGUGAACUGGAAACCCAGUGAAUGGGUUAACGGGAGCAGCGUCUGAGGGGAGGGAAACAGAGGUGAGUCCUUGAUUGAUACUGUAGUACGGUAGAGGAUGAGCUUGGUAGGAGGACUUACAGACGUAGCAUGGUGGAGGAUCUCCAGGGAGGGGUGAGCUGGGAGAGUGAAUGAGUGUUCCGGGAUGAAGAAGAGCGGCGAGGUUUUACAACCGGAGGGGAGGAGAGAGAGAGCCAGU
Molecule: messenger RNA, 2453 nt
Organism: Nothobranchius furzeri (turquoise killifish)
Lineage: Eukaryota; Metazoa; Chordata; Actinopteri; Cyprinodontiformes; Nothobranchiidae
Source: RefSeq, a predicted model, not a curated record